AUGGACAAGAUCAGCCCGGCAAAUCCAGACAAGGGAAAUUCAGGCGAGGGUGAUGGUGGUGGCGGAGAGGGCGGUGGCCUCAAAAAUCACCAGGGCGGUGAUGAAGAGUUUAGACCUCUCGAGGAUGAAGAGCCUAGCGACUUUGAAGCUUCCGAGACAUCAACAUCCGAAGACGAGAGCACAGAAAUGUCGAACACCGCUGAUGAAUAA
This is a messenger RNA of Penicillium manginii, 210 nucleotides long. RefSeq lists its product as uncharacterized. Bases 1 to 210 code for a protein of 69 amino acids. NCBI's taxonomy places the organism in Eukaryota, Fungi, Ascomycota, Eurotiomycetes, Eurotiales, Aspergillaceae. The record is from RefSeq and is a predicted model, not a curated record. The transcript has 2 exons.